Messenger RNA from Cuculus canorus (common cuckoo), 6737 nucleotides. It is a transcript of the gene PABPC4, whose product is annotated as poly(A) binding protein cytoplasmic 4. Gene Ontology annotation, molecular function: poly(A) binding; mRNA 3'-UTR binding; poly(U) RNA binding. Gene Ontology annotation, cellular component: ribonucleoprotein complex; cytosol; cytoplasmic stress granule. The coding region runs from base 4704 to 6383 and encodes 559 amino acids. The transcript is spliced from 15 exons. NCBI's taxonomy places the organism in Eukaryota, Metazoa, Chordata, Aves, Cuculiformes, Cuculidae. The record is from RefSeq and is a predicted model, not a curated record.
GCGGCUAUGCAUCUCAGUAGCAUCUCUGGUAGGCAGACCUGUCUCUUACUAGUGUUGAGCUUUGGAGACUGUGGUUUGCUCUUUGUAUAAGAGAAUUAUCUCUACUGUGUUCCCCUUUGUUCCUAUGUGGGUCUUCCUGCAGUUGGUCCUGGCAGAAGUUGUUCAGGGCUGUCAGCCCCAGCCGAAUGUUCAGUUUCCCUGGCUGAGCCCCUGGCUGCCUGCUCUCUCCAAUUUAAUAUUUGGGAGACCUGGUGGGCUGCAGGUCACUGCAUUUAUGCAAGAGGCUGGAUGGGUCUCUUGUUUUGGGUGGUGGUAUUCCUGCAUUAAUUGAUAGAAAGUGGGUUGUUUAGGUUGUCUCAGGUGCAGAAGCCAUGUUGUUUUGCUCUUGCCAGACUCUUUUUCUCAUACUUUGUUUUGGCUCCUGCUCAAGCAGGGGUUCUAGAUCUGAAACAGCAGUAGUGUGUGGAAGAAGGAACAGAAGGGGUUACUUUGGAACGUGUCUUUUCUGGAAGAAAUACGGGUCAGCAUUUUGUGCACUCAUUUCCAGAACCUCUGCUUGUCAACCUGUGCAAGUUUAUUGCGCUCGGCUAUUGUUUAGCAGUAUCUGUAUGUGACAGAGGCAUCCAAAGGAUGGAUGAGAGUGAACUUUCCCCUGGAAUUCAGAGUUGAUUCACAAAACAGGAAUUUUCAGCAGCAGGUAAUCUUUCCUGCAGCCUGUGGUAGAUGAUUCUGCUUGAUGUUUACAGACAGCAGGGAGAGGUCUGUUUGUUACAUGGGUCGAUUUACUGGCUUUGUAUCACAGUGUUUGUUGGGUAGAGAACAAAAAUGUUAUAACAAAGUUAUGUUCCUGCAAGCUAACAGAGCCUUUGAGAUUGAGCUCUGGGCUGGGAUGUUUGGGUUUUGUGUAUUCUGUUGUGACUGUUUGCCAUCCUCGCUGUGUUCAUGUGCCGUACAAGCAAAGGUGCAGUUACCCAGGCUUACCUGCCUCUGGGCUGAGGUUUUGUUUUGUCAGGAUAAAUAAAAAACUGCAACAGAAAUAAAGCCAAGAAGGAGCUCAGAUUAGAUAAACAUUAGGGAGGUAGGGUGCCAGACAAUGAGGAGGAAGUUCUCCUAAAGCAGAGAAGAUCUGCAUGGGAAGUGCAGUUAUGUUGUUAAAAGGGAAGAGAGGACCCUCACAUGUUCUUGCUUUAGCAUAAAGAAUUUCUGCUUCUCAUGUGAGUAGGAAGACAGGUGGCAUUGCAAUGUAUUUCAAAAUAAUCUUCUAUGGUAAUGAAGAGGCAGGAAUUUAGAGGGAGGUUGCAUCAUUCCAAACUUCUGGUGAGGCAGCAGACAUUUUAGGAAGUCUCAGUUGCUUCAGGGGAUACUUUGACAGUGGGAGGUGUCUUGUUACUGGUAGGGCUGCAAAGGUCAAGUGGUUUAAACCUCAUCAUUGAGUUAACUUCAGGAAGGAGAAAUGUUCAACCUCCUCCUGCCCCCAUGAAGAGAUCCCUUCUGAAACAUUCCUCUUUCUUCUGCCAGGCAAACUGCAGUGUGUGUUAGUUCUCAUAAGCGAAAAGCAGCUGCUGGAGUAAAUGUGAGGCACAGAGCAUAGAUAAUUUUGGAAAGGGGAACCCAUUGUGGCAUGUUGUGGUGUCUCUGAAACAGAGACAUGAAUAUGGAGAAUAAGAUUCUGACUGACAAAUGCUGGAGUUUGGAUUUUACUUUCAGGGUGCAGCACUUCGUGCUGCCUGCUGGAGGGCUUUCUGAGAGGAGAAGGGAUCUGGGUAUGCUUCCAGGAGUGCAUAACCAGAAAUGUGUUCGGACUCCAUUUCGUUAAAGAUGGGGAGUGUUCUGUAGCACUGUAGGGACCUGGUUUGAUUUCUGAGUGAUGGAUGCUCAAAAUACCACUUAAAAGUCAUCAGAAAGCUUAGUGCUCUGAAAACCUUUAGGGAAGUUCUUGUGGAAAUGUUGGUGAUGGACUUGAAGUGGUAGUGGGUGUUAAAGAAGUUGAGGUAUGAUAGUUUGCAUUUCCCUGUACCGUUUGUGGAAGGGUGAGUGUUCCAUGAAUAUGAAGAAAGCAAUGUUUUAACCCUUUGGUGUUGGAAAGGGGACUGUGUCUGUAGGACUAGAGGAACACCAUGGAGUGAGUCAGGUAGCUUGAGCUCUGGCUCCCCACUGCGUGGGGGCACCAGGAAAUUGCACUGUCACAUCCUGUACAUGCUCUGUUCUCCCGGAGUCCCUGUGAUCAAACUGAAUCAGAGCUUGAGUUUAUCCCUAUGUUUUUGUUAGGUAACAGAGCAGUGCUUGACCUGGAAGGAGUGACUCUCUGGACAUGCAUUGUCUAGCUGGCAGGCAGAAAGAUUACUUAUGGUGAAAAUAAGCUCUGUUGUUUUCAAUGCAACUCUUUGGUGCAGUAACCAGUGAAUGCUGAAUACUGACUCUGUCACCCUGCGAUAAGCAGAUUCAGGAAACGCUUCAAAGUUCUGGUGAGUUCAGGCUCAGCUGUGGUUGUUAAUAUUCUCUUUGACUGUGAAGAAGGGAAAGAGAACAAACUCAUUUCAUUUGAAAGAAAAGCUGAAUUUCCUUUUCCAUGUGUUCCUCAUGCAAUUUAACUGCAUUCCAGAGUUUCAUAACAUUGGCAGAAGUCAAGACAUGAUGGCUCAGCUAAUGAAGCAGAGAAACUUUAACAUGGCUGUAGAGAUAAGCUGUUCUGGAAGCACAGAGAGAAUGGGACAUUUCCUGAGCCGAAAAGGAACCCAGAGCUGGUGUUAGAUAAGUGUCUCUGAAGAAAAGUGUACAAGAGUACAGAUAAAUAUCUUGUCUCCUUUUUCUUCCUUACAGAAUAGAAGAUAACCUCACACCCCUAUUCACAUUACACAGGUUAACAGAAGAGGGGUCACUUACCUGUGCUUCGUUGUCAGCAUCAUUUUGUUCUGACUCAGUGGUUGAGGGAUUCAAGUUUGUUUUGUAGGCAACCUCUCCUUUUUUAAAUCAGUGGUUACAUUAGUGUUGUGUGCUGUUUUGGGGUGUGUUUUGCUUUGUGCUGUAAAUGAAAGUUUGCAGAGCAGCUGCUUUUGCAGAGCAGAGCUCCUUGUACAGAAUUUCUUGUGAGUGAACCCUGGGGUGCGUGUGUGUGUGUGGUUCUCUGCCUUUAUGCUGCUCAGCCACAGUUGCUAAUUCCAGCUUUGUGCUAGCUCUGCUUCAGGGAGCCUGCAAUGGAGAUUAAUUACUUGGAGGCCUCAGGCAAGCUGCAAGAACUGUUCAUAUGCUUUCCCUAUCUAGAAGGCUAUGGAAGAGGGAUGAAAGGAGGCCUGAAAGGGGUUGAGAAUGUUUAAUGUAUCUGAGUUACAAUUGAGUCUGCUGGAAGUAUGACAGGAACUGAAAGGGCUGAAGCUUUGUGUUUUGAAGAAAAGGAGAAGGUGUUUGCUCAGAUGAAGGAAAUUAGUCAGAUGUGCUCAGUUCCAGUCACACAACUCAUGCUGAUUCCUUACAGAUUUUCUAAGGUGUGUGAUUGCAUUUCCACUUGUGGGCAUGGCAGACCUUUCUUGAACUGGGGAAUCCAUCUAGGUCUUUCUUACUCUGCUGCUUUCAAGAAGUAGCUGAGUGAAUUUGGAGUGGAGUAUGAUAACAGAGUGAGAUACUGGUAAGCUAUAGAAAGAGCAAAGCAGUACCAUCUGCUUCAGUGUGUGCCUAAGCAAGCUCGGAAGAGGGUUUGACUGCUCUCUGCCUUGAUUGCUGCUGUAGAGUUGCACAGUUCCCUUGGGUGCGUGCUGCUGCUUCCUCUGCCUGGCACCUUUCAGCAAGAGCCCUGUUCCUACUGCAGAAGGAACACACACCCUGGAGUGUCCCUGCCAGCACAUGCCUCUGGAGCCCCUCUCCCGGCUAUAAAUAAACACUGCCAAAUUUGACAAGCUGGCCCAGGUCGUCUGCUAGGAAUGGGCUGCAGGAGCCUCUGCUGCGUUGGUUCAGAGCAGCAGCUGAGGAGUCAUUUCAGCACAGCAGCUAGUUGAAUUUAACGCCUUUGACUAAACAGAGCCAGCAGAGUCUAGCAACAAUAAAUUCCCUUAUUUUUGUUUUUAUUGCAAGUCUUGACUCUUUCAGGAGGGAAAUCCAGCAGAGCUUAUUUCCCAGCUAGGUGCACAUGAAGGACUGGGGAUAAUAGGAGAAUCGUGAGGGCAUCACUUCAAUUACAAAAGCAGCCACAAUAAAAAAAUACAUUUUAAAGCAUUUAAACAUUUUAAGCACAUGAAAAAUCUGAAGGAACUUCCCAGCAGUGGUGCAGAUGGGAGCAGGGAGUGCAGGGGACUCCUGUGAUCAGUGUCCCACUGGUGUCCUAGAGGAGCGCUGUGAAAUGGGGAAUAACGACUCUGCUGGCUGCACCAGCAGUCACCUGAAAGAAAGUGUUCAAAUUGACAUUUUCCUUGAAUUUGCUCCUUCUGAAAUCUACUCAGCAAGUAUCACUGGGUGAAGGUGGCAUGAGAGAGCUAAGCUGAACAAAUGUUGAAAACCUGGUUUCUGCCCUGUUAAUAUUCCAUGAUUUUAAUGCAUGUCUGUCCUUCUCUUUCCCUGCUUCAUGCUGGAAAUUAACAGUCUUCUCUGCUCACUCCAUGCUGGGAGUGUUUUCUGGCGCAGAGUAGUCCCAGGCUUCUCAGUUCUAUGAACAGGAUCCUGAUGCGUGUGCGUAAUGGUCCUUUUAAUAUCCUGCUGAGCGUGCACUAGAUACCAUGAAUUUUGAUGUGAUCAAAGGAAAACCCAUUCGCAUCAUGUGGUCUCAGAGGGACCCCUCCCUGAGGAAGUCGGGGGUUGGGAAUGUCUUCAUUAAGAACCUGGACAAAUCCAUUGAUAACAAGGCACUUUAUGACACAUUCUCAGCGUUUGGGAAUAUUUUGUCCUGCAAGGUGGUGUGUGAUGAGAAUGGCUCUAAGGGCUACGCAUUUGUGCACUUUGAGACCCAAGAUGCCGCAGACAGAGCCAUCGAGAAGAUGAACGGCAUGCUGCUCAACGACCGCAAAGUAUUUGUUGGGAGAUUCAAAUCUCGUAAAGAGCGGGAGGCAGAGCUGGGAGCCAAGGCAAAGGAGUUCACCAAUGUGUAUAUUAAAAAUUUUGGGGAUGACAUGGAUGAUGAAAGGCUAAAGGAGCUCUUCAGCAAAUAUGGUAAAACUCUGAGUGUUAAAGUGAUGACAGACCCCACUGGAAAAUCCAAAGGCUUCGGCUUUGUAAGCUUUGAAAAGCAUGAAGAUGCUAACAAGGCAGUAGAAGAAAUGAAUGGAAGAGAUAUAAAUGGUAAAAUGGUAUUUGUAGGUCGUGCGCAGAAGAAGGUCGAGCGCCAGGCUGAACUGAAACGGAAGUUUGAACAGCUGAAACAAGAGCGACUCAGCCGGUACCAGGGUGUUAACCUGUAUAUUAAAAACCUUGAUGACACUAUAGAUGACGAAAAACUAAGGAAGGAGUUCUCACCAUUUGGGUCAAUAACGAGUGCCAAGGUGAUGCUGGAAGAUGGACGGAGCAAAGGGUUUGGCUUUGUCUGCUUUUCCUCUCCAGAAGAAGCUACGAAAGCAGUGACAGAGAUGAACGGGCGCAUUGUGGGCUCAAAGCCUUUGUAUGUUGCACUUGCACAAAGGAAAGAGGAGCGAAAAGCCCAUCUCACAAAUCAGUAUAUGCAGCGCAUUGCAGGGAUGAGAGCCUUGCCUGCCAACACAAUCAUUAAUCAGUUCCAGCCUGCUGCGGGUGGAUAUUUCAUGCCUGCUGUGCCCCAGGCGCAGAGCAGACCCACUUACUAUGCACCCAACCAAAUGGCGCAGAUGAGACCCAACCCACGCUGGCAGCAAGGCGGAAGACCUCAAGGCUUCCAGGGAAUGCCCAGUGCCAUGCGCCAGUCUGGACCACGGCCAGCACUGCGCCAUCUGGCCCCUGCCAGCAAUGCUCCAGCCGCUCGUGGCCUCCCUGCUGCUGCCCAGCGAGUUGGUGUUGGCAGCACAGGGCAGAAUUUAGCUCCCCGUCCACCUGUACCUGCCCCUGCUCCCAGAGCUGUUCCUCCUUACAAAUACGCUUCUAGUGUGCGCAGCCCCCACCCAGCUGUGCCACCCCUGCAGGCCCCCCAGCCUGCAGUACAUGUGCAGGGCCAGGAGCCGCUGACUGCCUCCAUGCUAGCGGCUGCCCCUCCCCAGGAGCAGAAACAGAUGCUGGGGGAACGUUUGUUCCCACUGAUUCAAGCUAUGCACCCCAGCCUUGCCGGGAAGAUCACAGGAAUGCUGCUAGAGAUUGACAAUUCGGAGCUGCUGCACAUGCUGGAGUCUCCGGAGUCACUCCGGUCAAAGGUGGAGGAGGCCGUUGCAGUGUUGCAGGCUCACCAGGCCAAGAAGGAAGCUGCCCAGAAGGUGGGCGUUGUUGCUGCUACCUCUUAAACCAGGAAGACUGGAUGCAAAGAAGCCAAAUAGCCCCAUUGUAGAUGCCUGCUCAAGCUGUGUGGAGACCCUUUGCUGCCUCGUGGAUCUUGAUGCCAUGCCGUAUCAUGUAGUUCUAUUGCAUUUUGUUAACUGGUCUUUAAGACCUUAUUUAAAAAUCCAACUGUGAACUCUAGGUUUCCAAACCCGGAAUUGGGCUUGCAAGCUUUUCCUUUGUGGUCAGAAUGGAGCUGCCCUCUGUGUCUUCCGAGCAGGACGUUGAGGGUUUUAGGUUGAGAGUAUUUUGUGGUUUUGGUUUUAACUUGAACAAUCCAGUUUGGAAAGUCUGGAAAGCAUUUAUCAAUAAAGAAAUAA